AUGGCGGACUGGAUAGCUCAAUAUGCCGAAGCAUUAGACGUUCGUGAUAGCCGUGAGAAGGCUCACAAACAAUACAUUGACGCAUACACUGAACUCGCCGACCUCACUGCCGCGGAACGAGCAAAUUCUUGGGCUUUGCGCAAGGCACCGUUAUCAAGCACAUCUGCAAAGACGGAUCCAGCUUAUGGGAAAGCAACAGACGCAUCAGGCACGACAGCGGCAGCUCUCAGUACAGUGAGAGCGGACUUGGGCGCCACACAGAAAGCUCGGGUUGCGCUUCAAAAUGAAGUGAUUUCACUCACAUCCUCACUGGCUAACUCGCAAAAGACAAAUGAUGCGAGAGCUUCACAAAUUACAGCGCUUUCGAAACAGAAAGCCGAUAUGGAGAGAAAGCUGCGCGAUCGCGAUGAAGAACUGCGGGGCAAGUCUAGACUGGUGGAACAAACCCAGGAUGAGAUGGUGAGUCUCAGCCUGCAAGUCAACAUGGCUGAACAGCGGAGCGAGCGACUAGAGAAGGAGAACAAAGACUUGAUCGCCCGCUGGAUGAAGCGCAUGGGCGAGGAAGCCGAGAAGGUGAACGCUGGCAGUGGGUGGCAGUAA
Molecule: messenger RNA, 600 nt
Organism: Dissoconium aciculare CBS 342.82
Lineage: Eukaryota; Fungi; Ascomycota; Dothideomycetes; Mycosphaerellales; Dissoconiaceae
Product: autophagy protein 16
Exons: 2
Coding region: 1-600 (199 amino acids)
Source: RefSeq, a predicted model, not a curated record